Messenger RNA from Bacillus rossius redtenbacheri, 3444 nucleotides. RefSeq lists its product as uncharacterized. The transcript has 2 exons. The record is from RefSeq and is a predicted model, not a curated record. Lineage: Eukaryota; Metazoa; Arthropoda; Insecta; Phasmatodea; Bacillidae. The coding region runs from base 1566 to 2402 and encodes 278 amino acids.
UUUUUUUUUUCCUAACCUAACUAAAAACUAAGUGUAUUUUGUUUGGGAGGGGUCUGGGUUAGGGAAGACUCUAAGUGCGUCCCAGGCCGAAGCCCUUACGCCUAAUCAUGCUGGGUUUAAGCCAUGCAGAAAGGGAGGCAUGCAUCGUGUGCUUUGUUCGGGGAUUGGCCAACCAUGGCAGCAAUUGGCGCCAUGGCUAACUCCCCUAUCUUAAUUCUAGACUAAUUACUAGAUAAGUUGGGCCCAGGUAAAACCUGCAUAGACACAGGGAAAACCCUGGGCACUUUCAUGCGGGAUGCAAAAUAUCAUGCAUUAUUAGCAGGCAGGUUGAGUACAGGAAAAGGAGGAUGGUCCUGGAAGAAGAGUUGGGCAGAUAGAAAAAUUCUACUAAGCAAUUUGGGAGCUUGGACCUUUUGUCCGCAUUUGUUUUGGUGGGCACUGGUCUUUAGGGGCAACAUGAUGUUGUUCCCACCAAGCUGCCAGUCAGCUCGCGUACCUAAAAUAAAAAAGAAGAGUGAUAUGUUGUGUACGCACGAUGUUGUUCAUUGCAUUAAUUAACCGCGAGUAUUGGCACUGGGUCGUACUCCGGAACAGACAUAGCUUCAGGUCGCCUGUCGUUACCAUUGAAGUACCAAAAUUACUUUUUAAGGGGUGGAAAAGUAUAAUUGGCGUGGUUUUUAGUAAUCUUGUUUGGACAGUGACAUUCCUCUUGUUCUGAAAUAAGUAGAAUGCAAAAUUUCAUCAAGCUCGGAAUAAAACUUUAUAUUUGUAUAAAAAAAUACAAACAUAAUCUCUUCUUUAAAUGAAUGUAUAAUACACACAUAUUCACAUACGUAUACCCAAUCAAUCAUUUCGAAAGUUACUAAAAUUUAUUCCAGAAUAUUUUUGCUAUUACAGAGAUUUAUUUGGCACACCGAUACGCUUGAUAUGUCGCCCGGUGUUCAUGUAAGAGCAUAUAAAAUAGGUUAACCCCGUCACACACAACCAAACAUUGCACGAACUUUUCCAGCCAUAAUAAAUACAACAGCAUAAAACUGGGAAAAAGCGUCGUACAUUCAAAACUGUCAAAAUACCCUUAUCUGAAAUGCGCUAACGCGGUAGGAUCAGGCGCUGCCGCUAGAAUGAGCUGCGGUACGUGUCUCCUGUUUUUUUUUCCCCGACGACUUUCCUAAAUUGCUCUACUACAAUAUUUUAUUUUACCGUCUCGAAAACAUUUGUGAAGAUUUCGUAUUUUAGGUACUUCCGGCCAUAGAUUAAAUGAUAUAUAUUUUUUGUAUGUGAUGUAAUGUUUUUGUUUUAUUACAUUUCAUCACGGGUUUUGUUGUUAUACAUACGUUGAUAAAGGUUUAAAACAUUUAAAGGACGUUAUCAACUAUAUCGCGGUUUUCGCUCGGUUUCGACGGCGUCGGGUUGGCCACCGUGGAAACACUCGGUUGCGCAACGAUUUCCGGCCGCCAUGUUGUACAGUUGCACCAGAUAAUUUUUUUGUUGUGUUUGUUGUUGUUCGGCGUGAACAUUAAAUUGUCGUACGUGGCGGGGCGCCGAGGUCGUACCUUAGUUCACGUAUGAAUCCCGACAAAAGCCAGCUGGUCGGCGCCUCGGCGGAGAUGAAGGCGGGCAUGGCGGCGCCUCCCGCUGCUGCGAUCCCGGGCCAGAAGCGGAAGAGCGUGAAGCGGGCGCAGCGCUACCGCAAGGAGUGGCAGCGCAACCCCCUGUUCAAGGACUGGCUGCGGCCGCACCCGGAGAACGUGUACAAGGCGUACUGCCGCGUCUGCGACAAGUACCUCGUGUCCGAGGUCACCGUCAUCAAGUACCACAGCCAGGGCAAGCGCCACCUCUCCAAGAUAGACGCCCUCAUCAGCUCCGGGGCGCCAGGCGUCGACCCGGCCGCCUACCGCCGCGGGAUGAUGAAGGCUGAAGAGGAGAACGUUCACCAGCUGUGCGACCCCGACGACCCGGAGAACCUGCUGCUGAUGGACCCCGCCAACGUGUCGAACGAGGGCGCCUGGCCCACGGAGCUGCACAACUACAUAAAGCCGGCGUCCAAGGAGGGCAGGGCGGACGCCGGCCGCAGGGGCGACGACGGGAUGCACUUCCUCUCGUCCAAGUCCCCGGUGAAGUGCGCGCACAGGGACGACCACACGGUGUACGGGGAGAACGUCGCCAACAGGAUAAGGAAGCUGAACGACGAGUACCUGAUCUCCAUUGCCCGGCACAAGAUCGACCAGGCGCUGUUCUCGGUGGAGAUGCUCAAGUACAAGGACCAGUCGGUGUCGGUGGUCUCGAGCGACCAGGCGGGGCCCGAGGCGGACCACAUGGUGUCGAGCGGUGGCGUGGUCAACAACAACAUGGAGAUGAGGAGCGACGCGACGGUGAUCUACACCAUAUCUCCCAGCAGUUAAAAGGUCUUUGGUGCGGCUCUUGUUGACAAUUUCUGUACCACAGGGGUGGCCAACGGCUGACGCACGGGCGACUCUUCGCCUGACGAGGUUUGGGCAGCGACCCUCUACAAUUCAGUCGACAAACACAACAGUCGUUCAGGAAUGAACGUAUGAAUUUGAUGAUGAUGUGUGCAAGCCUUAACGAAAAGGUAAAAAUCAUGGAAAGAUGUGUCCGGCUAGUUUGUUUAUUAGCUGUCGUGUACUAUAAGGCUGGCCACCUUUACCGUGUUAUUUUAUUUAAUGAGGAAUUUUGCUGUGCUCUCAAAUGACAGAGCCAGUGGUCUCUUGUGCAGAACAUUGACAGUUUUAUACGUGACUGGCCUACAUCAUGUUUGUGUAGGUUCCAAAAACUGGUGUUCUUUAUAUUAAUAUCACCACCAGUGGCAGGUUGAACAAUUUUUUUGAACUUUUGCCAAUAGUAUUUAGAUUUUAUUGUGUUUUAAAGUACCCUCCAAUCCCUCUGUGUUUAUUAAUUCCAUGGCUUCUCAUUUUCCUUUUCCUUUCACUAAGCUCCAAUUUAUGUUCUCUUGGAGAACAUUAGUAGACUGGUUAAACUUGCCUAAUUAGGUGCCCACGUCAUUUGAUAUGCUUCGUGACACUUCAGUGCAUAAAAAAAAUGAUUUAUUGUGUUGUUUUAAUGAUGCCAUAUGAAUUACUAAUCAGAUAAAGAACUAAGCAUUUUAUAUACUUUUGCAUGAUUUUGUGUGUAGUUGUUUUUAAUUAAGAUUUAUCAAUGUGUCUGAUUUCUGUUUAUUUAAAUGGAUUUCAGAAUCUCAAAAGAUUUUUUUAUAUAUUUUUAUGUUUGUAUAAAAGAAAAUUUAUUGUAGUAUUUAGUAAUAAUUGGUAGCAACAUUACCAAUAAUGUUGAUUUUUUUUUUUUAGUGAAAGUGUACCUAAAGAUGUUAUCAUUUUUAUUUGUAAAUAAACAUUUAGUAUGUGUGUCUGUGUGUAUGCAAGCAUUUAUUGUUUGUCAAUUAAUCACCAAUAAAUUUGUUUUAUAAAA